This is a messenger RNA of Triplophysa rosa, 4573 nucleotides long. RefSeq names its product guanylate cyclase 2Cb (gene gucy2cb). Lineage: Eukaryota; Metazoa; Chordata; Actinopteri; Cypriniformes; Nemacheilidae. The record is from RefSeq and is a predicted model, not a curated record. Bases 1279 to 4497 code for a protein of 1072 amino acids. Gene Ontology annotation, biological process: cGMP biosynthetic process; receptor guanylyl cyclase signaling pathway; intracellular signal transduction. The transcript is spliced from 27 exons. Gene Ontology annotation, molecular function: peptide receptor activity; guanylate cyclase activity; ATP binding.
UUCUCCAUAUCAUAUGUUUAUUCAAAAAACGACUCGAUAUGGAAGAGUAGUUAAGGGGUUUGAAAAGGGGUCUGUCAACUAGUCAUUUAAUAUGCAGAUUUGUGUCCUAUGGUGUGACGGCAAACAUUUAGAAGAAUAACAAUAAAGAUAAAUCUUGUUUAUGCUGUUUUAUAUGAUAAAUAUAAAUAAUAAUAUAAAACAUUGUAAUAUUAACAGUUUGUUUUCUUAAUUUUGCUAUCCAAAUGCAGAAUUUGAGAAGACGAAAAUUUGAGCCACUAGAGGGAGCAGCACAUCAUGAAAAACAGAAAAGCAUUGCAGUUAGGUUAAUGUGUAGGGUUUCCAAUUUUCAUCUGAUAUCGCCUGCCUUGAUCUGACUAUUUGCUUAUUUUGUACGCUUUUACGUGACACCCAGCUCUGUGUGAACAGCAAAAGCAAAAAACAAAUUGGGAAUUUAACGAAAAAACAUGACAUGAUUAAUACCACGUACCAUCAUUGUAAUGGAUGUCUUUUCCUCUUUGUGCAAACGUACAGGACUGCUUUUAUUGUGGAUCCAUCAUAAGAGGAUGGAUUUAUGAGCCGACUACACCAACCUUUGUCCUUCACUUCUCUACUAUAGUCUCCAAUGUACACCCAUGUUAAUUAGACCUGUGGACCUUGAGAGUUAUUUCAGAUAACUAACUAUAAUGCUCAAGCUUCUCUUAAUGUUUGUAACUUAAUUUUUUAUAUAGGCUUAGAAACUAUAUUGUUCAACCUCUCUUAAUGUUUUUUUUACUUAAAUUUAAUAUACAUGUAUGUGUUCAUGGAAGAUUAAUAUCAAUUCUGUUAAUGUCUCAGUAGCUACAGACAACAAAAAGAAAAAUAACAUUUUUCAUACUUACGGAACAAACUGCUCAGGUACCGGAAGGCACGCUAGCUAGGUAGGCAGCUCACUUGGCUUUCAGAUUUUGAGACGCUUCCUUUGAUCCUGUUGUUCAUUAACGUCCUCAGGUGAGAACACAGUCAACAACGUGAAGCAGAAGGUCGUCUUAUCUCAACCCCGCAAUUCCCUUUCGGAUAAAUCAAUUCUUCACUGUUUUUUAUUGGGAAACAUGACAAAAGAUACUGGAAAAGCUGGAUUACGACAAGAAACAUUACUGGAAUUUUUGCAUAUAUAAUUGCUAUAUAAUCAGACAAAGCGUGUGCUUGAAACGUGAACGUUAUUACAGAAGUUUCUUUAAAUUUCCUUGCAAAUCACUUUUACCGUGUUGCGCUUUUUGUCCACUUUUAUAUCUCUUGAUAAUGGAUUGCCGCAGAUGGUUGUUUGUAUGUGUUUUUUGGACAUUCUUAAAGCAAAGUCAUUUCAUAAGUCAGUCUUGCUUCAAUGGAAGUUAUAUGAUGAAUGUUGUUUUGUUGGAUGACGACGUGUCGCCAUGGAGUAUCAAUUUUGUUAAGUCCGCAGUUUUGAGAGCAGUUGAACAUGAUUCUGAAAUCAACUUUAAAGACGGUGUGAGUCGCAAUUUAACAGUCAACUUCAAAGGGUUUCAAACCAUUUAUUACCUGCGAAAAGGCUGCACCAGUAGCACCUGCGAGGGGGUUGAAAGUUUAAAUGAACUAAAGUAUGCAGGUGAGGUGGGAUGUGCUCUCCUGGGACCAACCUGCACCCUUGCUACUUUCCAAAUGGUUGACGUGGAGAUUGGCCUGGACCUCAACAUGCCCAUCAUCUCAGCGGGAAGCUUUGGACUGUCCUGUGACUUCAAAAAAGAGCUCACUCGCCUUCUGCCUCCAGCGCGAAAAAUCUCGAGCUUCUUCGUUUCAUUUUGGAAAUUUGAAGAUCAUAUCAAGCCUACGUGGAAAACUGUGUAUAUAUACAAGAAACUGAAUAACACAGAGGACUGUUUUUGGUACAUGAAUGCUCUUGAGGUGGAUUCAGCUCCCUUUUCAUCGAGUUUAGAGAAGCGAGUCAUUCUACGAAAAGAGGACGAGCUCAGCGAGGCUCUGGCCAGCAAAGAUCGGGCGAGUAAUUUGUUUAUUAUAUGCGGAAGGCCUGAUGACAUAAUGGAUCUGAAGAAUGGCACUCAAAUGGACUCUGAUCCAGAAAGUGCUUUUCUUCUUAUUGAUCUUUACAAUGACAUCUAUUACAAUGGGUCGUCUAACCCUGCUAUGAGGAAUGUCCUGGUUCUAACAAUGCCCAACACAAGAAACUAUACUAUUGACACAUCUGGUAACAACACGAUGAAUGAUUACAUCGCAGCAUAUCAUGAUGCAGUGCUGCUGUUUGGGCAGGUGAUAAGAAACAUCAUUACCAGCUCUGACUUUCAGCAAAUGGAGACAGUGAGCGUUAACUACUUCAGAAAUGUGUCUUUCAAUGGUAUCGCUGGAGAUUAUGAGCUGGAUGAGUAUGGUGACAGGGAUCUGAUAUUUUCUUUGAUAUACACUAAUAAGGACAAUGAGUAUAAAGUUCUUUAUGAGUUCAACACUACUACCAACGUUACAUACUUAAAGGACAACAAUCCAGACUUUAUUUGGCCUCAGCUUCGUCUACCUGACGACCAUCCAGAUACUAAAGGCCAGCAGAUCCAGGGUAUUGUAAUAACAUUGGGAGCAACUGUUGUUGGAGUGAUGGCCACACUUGCCUUCAUCUUUUACUGGCAAAACAGAUCUUAUCGUAACAUGCAGAAGAAAUGGUCUCACAUUCCAUCAGAGCUCAUCACACCUUUAGAGUUGAACGAGAGGAAUAUGAUCAGUUUGAAGAUUGAAGAAGACUCAAUAAAAAGUAAUAGUUACAACUUACGCCGUGCACGCUAUGAUAAAAAGAUGGUUAUACUUAAAGAGUUGAAGUACACAGAUGGAAGCUUUACUGAGAAACAGAGGAGAGAGCUCAAUGCGCUUUUGAAAAUUGAUUAUUACAACCUGACCAAAUUCUAUGGGACAGUCAAGUUUGACAAUGAGGUUUUUGGAGUGUUUGAGUAUGGAGAGAGGGGGUCCCUAAGACAUGUGCUUAAAGAAAAGAUUUCAUACCCAGAUGGGACUUUCAUGGACUGGCAGUAUAAAAUCUCUGUGAUGUAUGACAUCGCAAAGGGCAUGUCUUAUCUCCAUGCAAGCAACAUUGCUGUCCAUGGCCGACUUAAAUCCACCAACUGUGUGGUUGACAACCGUAUGGUAGUGAAGAUUGCGGACUUUGGCGUCAAUACGAUUCUCAGUCCCAGUAAAGAUCUUUGGACAGCCCCCGAACACUUGCGGAAACAGGGAAUCUCUCAGAAAGGAGAUGUCUACAGUUUUGCUAUUAUUUCCCAGGAGAUCAUGAUGAGGAAGUGCACAUUCUACACAAACACCUGCUCAGAUCGUGCUGAGAAGCUGGCCAGAGUGCAAUACCCCAGUCUGACCUCUUGUUUCAGACCUGAUCUAAACUUUGAGAAUGCAGGUGAAAGAGAACAAGAGGUUUGCAUGCUGAUCCGAAAUUGUUGGGACGAGGACCCAGACAGAAGACCAGACUUCAAAAAGAUAGAAUUCACACUACGAAAGAUUGUCAGUCUAGACAACCGGGCAGAUGAGAGUUACAUGGAAAACCUGAUUCGGAGGUUGCAGAUGUAUUCCCGCAACUUGGAGCGCCUGGUUGAGGAACGCACGGCUCUGUACAAGGCUGAAAGAGAUAGAGCAGACUACCUAAAUUUCAUGCUGCUGCCUGGACCGGUUGUGCGUUCUUUAAAGGAAAAAGGAAUGGUGGAACCUGAGCUUUUUGAAGAGGUCACCAUCUACUUUAGUGACAUUGUAGGCUUUACUGCUUUGUGCUACUAUAGCACACCAAUGGAGGUGGUUGACAUGCUUAAUGACAUCUACAAGAACUUUGACAGCAUUCUUGACAAUCAUGACGUCUAUAAGGUUGAGACUAUUGGUGAUGCCUACAUGGUGGUCUCUGGUCUGCCUCGACGGAAUGGAAACAGACAUGCAAUGGAUAUCUGCCACAUGGCUCUGGAUAUCUUGGCCUUCAUGGGCACAUUUCAGUUACGCCAUUUGCCCGGCCUGCCAGUGUGGAUCCGUAUUGGUGUGCAUUCAGGUCCUUGUGCUGCUGGUGUUGUGGGAAUUAAAAUGCCCAGAUAUUGCCUGUUUGGAGACACUGUGAACAUAGCAUCUCGCAUGGAGUCCACGGGUCUACCAUUGAGAAUCCAUGUGAGCGAGUCAACCAUCAGCAUUCUCCAGCGCACAGACCGCAAGUUUGAGUAUGAAAAGAGAGGAGAAACGUACUUAAAGGGUAAAGGAAAAGAAACGACGUACUGGUUGACGGGAGUUACAGGGCAAGAUCAUAACCUGCAGACGCCUCCAACAGCAGAAAACAUGCAACACCUGCAACAAGAUCUGGCUCAAAUGCUCAAGACUUGCCUAGAGAAUCGUCCCACUAGCAUGCGGAAAAGAAAGACCCUGUCAACACGCCAAAAAAAGCUUGGAGCCGAAAUCGAGAUGGAGUGCACAGAGCAGCCAGAGUAUCUUCAUCUGGCCACUGAUGAAAGUACAUAUCUGUAAGAACAUAACAUAAACAUUUGGACAGCAUUCCCUUGUUGACUGUACUGGACAUACUCCAAAAUGUACAUAUUGUACC